AUGCCUCUGCCAAAUAUCCUGAAAAAGGCAAGCAGUUACAUUUUAGGCGAUUGUAAUCAGGACAGUCGCCGUACUAUGUACCAGGAUGGUGAGGCGUUGUUUUGCAAGAACAACGUGUGCGUUCACCCGCCGACAUUGAUGCGACAGAACACCGACGUGGUGCAUCAUCCCGGUUACAUGGCCAUAACCUGUAGGUUCAAUAAGAAUUCGAAUGUACCAACGUUACACCUCAGUUGGAUACCGAACAGCACGCUCCGUAAACACCCGACCACGUUGGAGAACUUGAGCGCGAGAAAGCCCGACUGCGCUUCCCAUCGGGACGUCGAUAUAAGCUCCCACCAUUCCCAAAUAUCGGAGGAGAGCUGCGACCUGAAAUGCGAAUACGAGAAUACCAGCGAGAAGGUGGACGUCUGUUUAGAGGUAAAGGAACCGGUCAAUUGCGGGGACUGCGAGCGUGUUUGCUCUGGCGGUGGUUUUCCGCGAGGUGGACGUCUCGAGAAUGAUAACACGAGAAACAAUGACGGGGAGAACGUGUGCGAUCAUCGAACUGUGCCCACGUCAGAGACCAAGGAUACACCGAGCAUCAACAUCAAUCGACAAACGAACUAUCACCGGUCGGAUGGUUCAUCGACCACGAUACACGAGGAAAGUGACCACAGCAUCAAUUUGAAUCAACUGCGUUCCCAGUCUCUGGCUUCGAAGCACAACGAGAAUCAACACGGCAAAGAUCAAAAACUCUCGGAAUCGCACGAAAACGAUGGGAUCGCUGUCGACGAGGAAUUGAAAUACCCUUACUGCGAUGACGCCAGCCUGAAGAGCCGUAGCAUGUCAUUAACCUCCACGUGUAGCUUGUCUGUCGGUGUGUCCUCGGAAGCUGAAGAAAUUCCAUCAUGGAUGAGAUCACCUGAACUUCUAGCUUUACAGCAUAAUCUGACAUUUCCUGAAAGUGCAACAGCCUCACCAGUGACAUUGCGCAGAGCACACAGGUGUAGAAGAUUUUCCGUAGAUCUCAGUGAAAUGAGAUCCCUAAGAUUGUUUUUUGCUGAUCCAGCUUGUACUUCUGGUCAACUUGUUGUUGCAAGUCGAGAGAGCCAAUAUAAGAUUCUGCAUUUCCACCAUGGUGGAUUAGAUCGAUUGGCAGCAACUUUACAUCAGUGGCAUCAAUUGCUUUAUCCUCGCUUAGAUACAGAUGCCGAGGAGACACUUCCGUACAGGCAUUUCAUGGUGUGUAGACCAGAGGUAAGUCGCGAUGAACUGCACCCAGAAGAGGGACAAGUACCAAUGAUUACAUCUCUAGCCUGGAAGGAUUUGUUAAAUGAGAGAGGUCAGGUAGAGGAUGAUCUCGCUCUUCGUAAAGGAAUAUUUUUUGGUGGACUGGAACCUGCAUUAAGAAAAAUUGUUUGGCCUUUCCUUCUUCAUUGUUAUUCAUACCAAAGUACCUAUGAAGAUAGAGAACAAAUUGAUGCCAUUCGUAGACAGGAGUAUGAAGAAAUACAAAAACGUAGACUUAGUAUGGGCCCGGAACAAGCAGAACAUUUUUGGAGGAAUGUGGUGUGUAUCGUAGAAAAAGAUGUAGUUCGUACUGACAGAGGAAACCCAUAUUAUGCUGGGGAGGAUAAUCCAAAUAUUGAAAUAAUGAAAAAUAUUCUAUUAAACUAUGCAGUUUAUAAUUCUCGAUUAGGAUAUACUCAAGGUAUGUCUGAUUUAUUGGCUCCUUUAUUGGCUGAACUUAAUUCCGAAAUCGAAGCAUUCUGGUGCUUUGCUGGCUUAAUGCAAAGAUCUGUUGCCGUGUGUACGCCUACUGAUGUAGAUAUGGACAGAAAUUUGUGUUACUUAAGGGAAUUAGUUAGAAUAAUGGUGCCAGAUUUUUAUGCACAUCUUCAAAAACAUACAGAUGCCUUGGAACUUCUAUUUUGUCAUAGAUGGAUACUAUUAUGUUUAAAACGUGAAUUUCCUACUGAAGUAGCGUUAAUAAUGUGGGAAGCUUGUUGGGUAAAUUAUUUAACCGACCAUUUUCAUCUCUUUCUUUGCCUUGCCAUAAUGUGUGUUUACGCGGAUGAUGUGAUAGCUCAAGAUCUGAGAACGGAUGAAAUGCUAUUGCAUUUUAGUUCUUUAGCUAUGUAUAUGGAUGGAAAUCUUAUAUUAAGAAAGGCAAGAGGCCUACUUCAUCAUUUUCGUCAGCUGGUACGUUUACCGUGCACAUUAGCAGGACUCUGUCGACAAUGCGGUCCAGGAAUGUGGGAUAGCACUCAUGACCCCGUCAUAGAAUGUGUGGAUCAUAACGAUGCACCUUGUCCAUAUUUGAAUAAUUAUGAAUAACGACCUAAUUGAAUGAAAAUGAGAAAAGUAUCCUAUUGUUAAAGCUUUCAAAUUUCUACGUUAACUAAUCAAAUUAAAUGCUGCUCUGAUGUAACAUAAAUAAGUUACAUAAAUCGCAGUUGAUUAAAUGUUGUGUGUAAUAACAGAUGUUAAUGAAAGUAAUAUUUGACUCGCAUAUUGUUUGUACGAAGAAAUUCUUAAUCAAUUUAAUAUCAUGAACAAAAGUAUAUAGGUUUAUAUUAUUAGGAAUUUUAUUUACGCAACUUUAUAAUUAAUAAAUGCUGACUCAAAAAAAUAUGGCAAAUUAAGUUUGGUAAUCAAUAAGAAAUGAAGGACAUAUCUUAAAAUUUAACAUUUAUCGAAAUUGAGUUCAAUUUAAAAUAGCUACAAAAGAUUUUAAUGGUAACAUAUCUACAACAUCUGUAAAACAAAAAUAUUCUAUAUUAAAUAAUUAGAUAGGUCUUCAAAAAUUAUAACGAGUUUUAGUCAAAAAUCUGUAGUACAAUUAAAGACUGACGACCAAAGAAGAAUGGGGUAUAAGUAUAAGCACUUUAGUUUUAAAACCUCCAGACAAAAAGAAGCUUUUCCAUUGAAUAAACAUCGUGCUGUUUAUUUAACAUAUUGAAAAUGUGCCAUUUUUCAGCUUGGUACAAAUUUCAUAAGAUGUGACUUGAAAAUAAAGAAAAUAAGAAUCGAAUUCGAUAUCAG
Messenger RNA from Frieseomelitta varia, 3027 nucleotides. RefSeq names its product TBC1 domain family member 16 (gene TBC1D16). The record is from RefSeq and is a predicted model, not a curated record. The transcript is spliced from 5 exons. Gene Ontology annotation, molecular function: GTPase activator activity. Gene Ontology annotation, cellular component: early endosome. NCBI's taxonomy places the organism in Eukaryota, Metazoa, Arthropoda, Insecta, Hymenoptera, Apidae. Bases 1 to 2319 code for a protein of 772 amino acids. Gene Ontology annotation, biological process: activation of GTPase activity.